AUGAAGGGAAUUACUUUUCUUUCGCUUUUUGGUGCUGCACUAGCUCAUCCGGCGGGCCUUUGGUGGGGUACCGAUGUCUGCUACACCAGUCCAGACAAUACCGACAAUCAGUGCUCGGAUGUUCAACAGAAAGGCUUUGACUGGUCUGAGCUGGCAAACGGUGACAAUUGGGACUUUGAUGGCUUCCACUUCUCUGGGCUCGAGCCCAAGAAGGGCUGUCAGGGAUCUAAUGACGGAGGCACUUGUCUUGCGGGAAAACUUUCUCGUGAUGAUGACUGGACAAUCGAGAUUUCCGCCACCGACGCUCCAUUCUCAAUCCGAAACUUCCAUCUUUCAACUUCCCGGAGCACGGAUGUCCUCAUAAUCUAUGAGAUGCCUGACGGUUCUUCCUGUCAUCAUGUCGCUUCGAGCUCGUACAGGGGAACUGAUGUCGCCAACGACCAGUGCGGCGGUGCUGUGUCGGUCGAGUUCACGCUUCCCGAAGAGAGCAAGUUCGGCCAUUGUGAUAUCGAGAUCCAUCAGAUCGACUUUGACUGCUCUACUGGAUCCAAGCCGCCAGGUCACCCCGAGCCUAGCCCGAGCCCGACUCCUUCCCAUCCUCCGUUCCAUUGGACCUCGUCUGCUACGCAGGAGGUUUCUACGACUAGCCACUCUUCCCAGAAGAUGACGACUUCCACAGUCUGGACUACUGAGGAGAUCACCAUCACCAAAUGUCCACCAACCGUCACCAACUGCCCUGAUCAUUCCACUGUAUUGGUUACCUCUACAUAUCCAUUGUCCACCACAAUCUGCCCGUCCAAGCCCGCAGAAACGGAUCCUACCACAUCCUCUCAUGUUGUGCACAUACCGAUCACGAGCUCGACUGCUUUCCUACCUCCUUGGACCUCUUCUGCUACGCAGGAGGUUUCUACGACUAGCCACUCUUCCCGGCAGAUGACGACUUCCACAAUCUGGACUACGGAGGAGAUCACCAUCACCAAAUGUGCACCAACCGUCACUAAUUGCCCUGGCCAUUCCACUGUAUUGGUUACCUCUACAUAUCCAUUGUCCACCACAAUCUGCUCGUCCAAGCCCGCAGAAACGGAUCCUACCACAACCUCUCCUCAUGUUGUACACACACCGAUCACGAAAUCCAUCAGCACCACGACCACUACCGAGCCCAGCCCGCCCGCUGUUACUGCGCCUUGCCCCAACGUGGUACCCAAGUGUAUCAACACAUGGCUCUCCAUUCCCAAGUGCGACUCCAACAGCGACGCCGCAUGCUUCUGCCCAUCCACCGAAUUUACAGACAAAGUUAGCGGCUGUAUUCGAGCCUGGAGCAGCUCCAAGGAAGAGGAAGAUUCCGCCCUUGCUUACUUCGCUGGCAUCUGCGCCUCCUUCGUUCCGAAGAACCCUGCUAUUGUUGACAUCGCUACAACCUGCACUUCGUCGUACCCCGUUCCUACGAUCACUGCUGGCCCUCAGAUCACUGACAACACACGUACAUUUGCUGAGACUGUUGGUGUAGCCACCUCUGUCCCCCAGGCUCCUCCUUGUACCACCAUCAGCUGGGCCUCGCAUACGGCAACUGUUCCCCACGUUGGGUUCAGCACGGUCACUUGUUCCUCCACAACUUCUGUGAAUCUGGUGGUUGUUACUACGACCAGUCCUCCUAAGACCAGCCACUAUGCGCAUGUGUCGUCCUCGAAGAUGACAACUCGAUGCAAAACCCACUCCACCUCUCUUCUUACGCCAACUGUUCCUAAGACCACUUUCUCCAAGCCCACAGGAUCCAAGCCAACUGAAACUGUCGUCCUUGCCAAUGCUGGGUCGAAACUACCCUUGUGUAGUUUCUGGGCUUUUGGCAUUUCACUUUUGGCGCUUUUGUUUUAA
Molecule: messenger RNA, 1872 nt
Organism: Penicillium samsonianum
Lineage: Eukaryota; Fungi; Ascomycota; Eurotiomycetes; Eurotiales; Aspergillaceae
Exons: 3
Coding region: 1-1872 (623 amino acids)
Source: RefSeq, a predicted model, not a curated record